This is a messenger RNA of Insectozyma verbasci, 1224 nucleotides long. Lineage: Eukaryota; Fungi; Ascomycota; Pichiomycetes; Serinales; Debaryomycetaceae. The record is from the annotation of a GenBank genome assembly.
AUGGAUAGAUUAAAACAAUUAUCUGGUCAAUUAAGUCCUUCAUCAAAAAAUUCUUUAACUGCCAAAAAUCCUGAUGAUGUUGUUAUAGUUGGUGCUUAUAGAACUGCUAUAGGUAAAGGUUUUAAAGGUAGUUUUAAAUCAGUUGGUACCGAAUAUAUUUUAAAAAAUUUUCUUGAAGAAUUUAUUAAAAAAACAGGAGUUGAUCCAAAUUUAAUAGAAGAUGUUGUUAUGGGAAAUGUUUUAAAUCAAGCUGCUGGUGCGACCGAACAUAGAGGUGCUGCAUUAGCUGCUGGUAUUCCUUAUACUGCUGCAUUUUUAGCUGUUAAUAGAUUAUGUUCAAGUGGUCUUGUUGCAAUUUCUGAUGUUGCUAAUAAAAUUAAAUGUGGUGAAAUUGAAUGUGGUGUUGCUGGUGGUAUUGAAUCAAUGUCUCAAUAUUAUCAUAAAGCAAUGCCUAAAAUUGAUCCUCAUUUAGGAGAUGAUGAACAAAUGGCUAAAUGUCUUAUUCCAAUGGGUAUUACUAAUGAAAAUGUUAGUAAUCAAUUUAAUAUUUCAAGAGAAAAACAAGAUGCAUUUGCCGCUGACUCAUAUCAAAAAGCUGAAAACGCUAUUAGUCAAGGUUUAUUUAAAGAUGAAAUUCUUCCAAUUAAAUCAAUAAUUAGAGAUGCUGAUGGUAAUACUAUUAAAGAAGUUGUAGUUGACACUGAUGAAGGUCCAAGAAAAGGUGUUAAUGCUGAAGGUUUAUCUAAAUUAAGACCAGCUUUUGGUGGUUCAACAACUGCUGGUAAUGCUUCACAAAUUUCAGAUGGUGCUGCUGCCGUUUUAUUAAUGAGAAGAUCUUUAGCUGAAGAAAAAGGUUAUGAUAUCCAAGCUAAAUUCAUCGGUUGCCUGGUAGUCGGUGUUCCACCGGAAAUUAUGGGGGUUGGUCCUGCUUAUGCUAUACCUGAAGUUUUAAUUAGAACUGGUUUGAAAGUUUCUGAUAUUUCAGUUUUUGAAAUAAAUGAAGCUUUUGCUGCUCAAUGUUUAUAUUCAGCUGAAACUUGUAACAUUCCAAAAGAAAAAUUAAAUAUUAAUGGUGGUGCUAUUGCUUUAGGACAUCCAUUAGGUUGUACUGGUGCAAGACAAUAUGCAACAAUUUUAAGAUUAUUGAAAAAAGGUGAAAUUGGUUUAACUUCAAUGUGUGUUGGUACUGGUAUGGGAGCUGCUUCAAUUGUUAUUAAAGAAUAA